Messenger RNA from Parnassius mnemosyne (clouded apollo), 765 nucleotides. The record is from the annotation of a GenBank genome assembly. Lineage: Eukaryota; Metazoa; Arthropoda; Insecta; Lepidoptera; Papilionidae.
AUGGUUCAAUUUUAUGAAUGCACGGAACGAGUAAUUUUUAUUGAAGAUGAAAAAGAACAAAGGGCAAUUGUAAUUAAGUAUCACGAAGGAAAGACAUGUCACCGAGGUAUUAAAGAGACGCUAGUUAGAAUGCGCAGAAAUUACUAUUGGGAUAAUUUACAAGAAACUGUUUCGGCAAUAAUAAAUAGUUGCAAUGCAUGUAAAAAAAUGAAAUAUGACAGAAAGCCAAUUAAACCUAAUCUUCAAUUAACCCAGACUCAAGAUACUCCGUUUCAAGAGAUAUUUAUAGACCUGUUUAACAUCAAAGGAAAACAUUAUCUGUCUCUCAUAGAUGAGUUUAGCAAAUUAGGCCAAGCGAUAGAAAUUGCAAAUAGAUCCACCCCCGAAGUGGUCCGAGCUUUAAUGAAGUACUUUUCUUUUUACGGGAUGCCAAAAAAGAUAAGUUCAGAUCCGGGCUCUGAAUUUAACAAUAAAUUAAUUAAAGAAUUCUUAAGCUUACAUAAAAUUGAGCAGCACAUUGGAACUCCAAAUAGCCCAAACUCGGUGGGGCUAAUAGAACGCUUGCACUCGACAAUCAUAGAAAUUUACAGAUUGGCAAAAUACGAAAGAAAACCUACUGAUGCGGCAUCAGUUAUGACGUAUUCCGUACUAGCAUAUAACAAUACUAUUCAUUCGGUAACAGAACUUACGCCCUUCGAGGUAGUUUUCGGAUAUACCGACACGGGUAGCCCGUUUAAUAUAGAAUUUGAUAAGCAGUAUAAGUAA